This is a messenger RNA of Mesocricetus auratus (golden hamster), 3049 nucleotides long. It is a transcript of the gene Tmed8, whose product is annotated as transmembrane p24 trafficking protein family member 8. The transcript has 6 exons. Bases 1 to 1290 code for a protein of 429 amino acids. The record is from RefSeq and is a predicted model, not a curated record. Lineage: Eukaryota; Metazoa; Chordata; Mammalia; Rodentia; Cricetidae.
AUGGAUACCACGAUUUCCGGCGAUGUCUUCCUGAAGCUUCCCGAGAUUUUGUCGAGCCUUGCAAGUGCCGACCGUAAAAACAGGCGAUCAAAAGCACGUAGCAGCCCCCCCGCCCCCCUGCGCGUCCACGUCGCUAGCUUCCUCCGGCCAGGGCUCAGACAGCUCCCCCCGCGCGGCCUCGCCGCUCCUUCCGGCCCUGGGCUCCCCCUCGGCUCUGCUCGGCUCUCGGCUGCCGCGCUCGCUUCGCCUUCGGCUGUUUCCGGAGCCGUAAGCGGCUGGCUGCGGAGAAGCUCCCCGCGCGGGCUGCAGAUGUCGCACCGGCAGGCGGCUGAGGGGCCGGCCUUCUGGAGCCCCGCAGCUCGUCGAGGGUCGGCGGGCGGCGUCGGGGACCGACAGGGAGUGGAGGGGACCCAGGCGGCCGUCUCAGAGAAAGAAGAUCUGGAAAACACCAAAGUCAGCUCUCCACUGACUUCUGCCUCUGAUCCAGAACCCCAGUCCUCACCCUACAGGCCACAGAUGGUAUCUCCAGCGAGUAAGGAUACCACGGAAGAUCUACAGAAAGCGGCUGGUGCUUCAGAGGGUCAGGCUCCGGGGGAGCGCGAGUUGCUGCCAGCAGGCCAGGCUCAGGUGCACAGUGAGAUGGCCAAGUACCACCCUCCACAACGACCGGGAGACAUGGUCAUGAUCCAGUCUGAGCAUACUGGAGCUGUAGAUGUCCUUUCAGCGGAUUUGGAAUCCACAGAUCUUCUGGGGGACCACAGGAAAGUCUCUCCGCCUCUGAUGGCUCCUCCGUGCAUCUGGACCUUUGCCAAAGUGAAGGAAUUCAAAAGCAAGCUGGGCAAAGAGAAGAACAGCCGCCUGGUGGUGAAGCGGGGCGAAGUCGUCACCAUCCGGGUCCCCACGCAUCCCGAGGGAAAGCGCGUCUGCUGGGAAUUUGCAACUGAUGACUAUGAUAUUGGUUUUGGAGUUUAUUUUGACUGGACCCCAGUGACCAGCACUGAUAUAACUGUGCAGGUCAGUGACUCUAGCGAGGAUGAGGAUGACGAAGAGGAAGAAGAGGAGGAGCUAGAAGAACCCGUCCCUUUGGGGGAUGUGGAGAGAGGCUCCAGAAGUUCUCUACGGGGUCGCUAUGGGGAGGUCAUGCCUGUGUACCGGAGGGACAGCCACCGAGAUGUGCAAGCUGGCAGCCAUGACUACCCUGGGGAGGGCAUCUACUUGCUCAAGUUUGACAACUCGUACUCCCUGCUCCGCAACAAGACUCUGUACUUCCACAUCUACUAUACUAGCUGAAGGAUGCUAGGCUAGGGCAGGCUGUGUUUGCUGGCUGAAGCAGGCUGCCAGAUGGUGCCUCUUGUCUGUGAGCAGGCCUAACGUUCUGUGUGAGGCUCCUAAGCCUCGUGCCCUGCCUGGCAUGCCUGACUCUUGAUUCCAUGUAGCUUCCCCCUUUCUUGGCUUCUGCAGGUGGUGGUGUAGUGCUCCUGUCCUGUGGUCCCCGACUCUCACUCUUGUUUCAGACUCCAGCAAAAACCCUCUCAGAAGGCCGCUAUCAGGCAAAGGCCUAAAAUGAAGUAGAGGAUGUCUUUUGUUGGUUCACGCUGGUAAAGCUUGUCAUUCAGGUUGCCGCCCACUCUUCCCCCGAGCCUGUAAUGCCGAUGUACGCAGCAGCGCCUACCCUCUUUCAUUUCGAGGUGCCAGAAGAGGGAAAAGCACACUGUCUAUGAAAGAGCCCAAUACUCUGGCUGGAGAAUGCUCCAUCCAGCCUCUCAGCACUGCCAUAUUCCCACCUGCUGGGUAUUCCUAGUCUCUAGCUCAGGCUGGGAGCCCUCACUGCCUUGGAUGGAUAAUUAUCCCUGAUGAGUAGACCUUCCUCCUUUCUCUGUACCAAGUCUCUGUUUCUGCCGUGUAGCAAGAACUUCCAAGCAAUGGCAAGGGUGAUCAGUGUCCUAAGAUCUGCUGCGACUAAAGUGGUCUCCAUCACUUCCUGUCUCCAGAGCUCUCUCCCUUACUAAGGGUGCUGGGAGUUGUUGAAGAGCGGGUGGAGGUAGGCACUGAGUCAUCUCAGAAGCUGCCCCUUUGGAAGUCAAGUACCAGCCAUCGUCUCAUGGCGUGCCUCCUACCCCCCUUUAGGCUAGGGGUAUUACUUAGAAAUUUUGCUUUGGAGCCAAAAUACAGUGAAACCCAAUUAGAUUUGUAGUGAUUCUGGGUUUGUGUUUAUUAUGCUGAGGAUGUAAACGUUUGGUGUUCAGAGUCCUUGGGGAAAGUAAUCAUUGAAUUUUGCUGUUGCUGCUGACUGUGUGUGCUCCUUACCUGACCAAAGCCUGCAACGCCAGCCUCUCACACUCUGUUCAUCCUGAGGCUCCGCAGCCACACAAUGUUGUCAUGUUGCAGUGGGUGGCCACAGAGCACCGGGUGCUCGGGCUUCGGGUGGAGAGGGCAAGCGAUGAGGCGUGGACCUCUGCAAUCUUCCGCACCUCUUUGUUUCUUUCUCUGUGUUGUCUGUCAUUCUGAAUUUUGAAUAGUUAGGUUAAUUUAUUGCUUUAUUUAUGUUUUUAAAAGCACAUUUCAGUUUGCCUUUGAAGCAAUUCCCAUCUGUUUCCCAUGAAGCUUUCCAUCUGCUCUGAGCCAUUAAAGGCCACCUCUACUAUGGUGUUAAAGAUGGUUUUAGGGCUUGAAAAAUGAUUGUGUAUGUCCUUCCCCCAUGUUAGCCCUGUGAUGCCGAGGGACAAGUCUGCCAUUUCAGAGAAGGCUAGUCCAAGUGUAGAUCCAUCUCAGCAUCCCAGAGAGGAAUGGGUGUGACGGAUGCCCCUGCACUGGAGAUUGACUUAAGGAACUGACUAGCGAGUCAGUGAUAGCCGAGUACCACAAUUAUCAGAUGUCAAAAUCCUUUUCCUCCUCUGACACCCUCCUCAUGAUGUUUCCUUUGACGCAUUUCUUUAUUGUGUGGUUGCUUUGCACCAAGCCCCUCUGUCCUACAGGAACGAUCACUCCAAGAGCAUGGUCUUACCAGGAGGUCUGUGAUCAGGAACAAAGGAAAUGCAUCCUGUACCUC